AUGCACGUUCCCAGGCGCAUUGAAUCUACUAGGGAGGACGAUGCCAUCUGGCGUCGGCAUGAGUCCACAAUUCGCCAGCUAUACCAGGAAGAUAGGAAGACGCUGAAGGAGGUCAAGGAAAUUAUGGAGAAUGAGAGAGGUUUCCCUGUGACACCGAUAUCGGUAUGGGAGGUGAAGUUGAGACAGCUCAAGAUGCAAAAAAAGCUCAAGGCACGGGAUUGGGCGUCUGUCUACCAGCACGUUCGCCCUCGUCUGCAACGUGACGGCAAGAUGAAGCUUCUUAGGCCGACGGUUGUUCUGAUCAAUGGCACCGAGAAACCUUUGGUCGACUGCUGGAAAGAGUUCAGAAGGAACAAAGUCCUGUGUCAACGGGAUGCACAAGAUCAUCUCCCUCCGCUUCCUCCGGGGGUCUUGAUUCGGACACCAUCUCCAGAACUCCUGGAAAGCACUCCUCGAAUACAGGAAAAGCAGUCUCCUGAAGCACUUCUCUUCACAUUGUUUCAAACCACAGUCGUCAGUUUCCAAUCGCUCCUCGACCCGCACUGGCCAUCAACAGCUCUUCCGAGUGACGUGUUGGUCCUUGCAGAUUCAGCGUAUGGGUCAUGUCUCGAAGGGAUUGCCUUUACCAAGGUAUUUGAGAUAAUACCAAAUGUCACACAAUACUCCUUGCCGUCUCCGAAUGCAUCUGCAAAUGGAAGUCAACAUGACCAAAUCACUUCUUCCUUGGGCUUUUUGGACCAACCCGCUGCUUUCGGGCAUUCUGCUUCAUGGAGAGCUCAACUUACUGGCAUUGUUGCUUGCCUAUCGUCACCUUUAGAGUCAGCAACCCCCAACAGCCAAGACCUGAGGCUGAACUUUGAUAGCCAUCACUACUUAUUCCUGGUGGUUUACUUGUUGUCCAAUGGACACCUUCGUUCAUAUUCAUACGAAGAAAGACACACCAAGAUGGCUACAAUUUUCGAAAUGACAUUCAGAUUCGUGUCCCGGCGAGUACUGUUGGCGCUGUUUCAGAGCAACUUGCCAAGCAUCAGAGCCGCGUGGGAGAAGCUGUUACCUUGGGCCGGGAGACUUGAGCACAGAGAAGCCUUUAGUGUGUUGAUGGGAGUCGGCAUGGAUAUGAACUGGCUUGAAGAAACUGUCAAUGGACAUGAGUAUUUGUACCACGCGGCGCAAACCAAUUGUGGGAGUCUCGUCAAAGCUCUGCUUGCCAGAGGUUGUCGUCCGGACUCGUCUUUCGGGGAAGGCCAAAGAACGACAGCGAUCAUGGCAGCCGUCGAAAACGGCGACCUAGAUUCUGCAAAGCUCUUGAUCCGGCAUUGCGACGUCAAUCGAGAGAUGCACAUGGGAAAUUACCGCGGCAAAAAUGCCACUAAUUUCGAGUUGUUCAUUAGAAAUUUCUGUGGAACGGACGAGGCUUACCACUACUGCCUUGACCUCUUUCUAGACCAAGGUGCAGAUGUGGACUACAAGCUCCGCUGUGGUCUCAAAUUCGUCAACAUGAUCUAUUCCCAACACCGGCUGUUGUCGAUGCAUGACCACUCAAUCCGCGACUGGUCGUUAUCGAUGCAUGACCACUCAAUCCGCGACUGGUCGUUAUCGAUGCAUGACCACUCAAUCCGCGACUGGUCGUUAUCGAUACUCGACUAUGUUUUCUAUCGCCGUCGCUCAUCAUAUUCAAAGCUGGCAACUUUCAGUAAGACGUCACAAGCCUUCAGCAGAUCAAGGGCUCUCGGGUUCCUUGAACAAGGUGUGCACGUACUGCAAGAGUACCUGCAAAGGAGCACCGAGUCCCGUCAACAGCAAGUUGGUUGGCUUACGAUUCUAUUGGUUGAGCAGUUCCUCUUGGCCCGUGACAAUUCCAACAGCAGAGUCUGCUGCCAGGCCGUGCUACGGUUGUCGGAGUUAGGUGCUGACCUUGAAUUAUUGUCAACCCGGGACCUGCUUGCAGACGGGAUACUGAUCGUCAUUGCGGAACUUGCAACGUCGGGAGUGAAGCGAGAUGGGGAGGACGGAUGCGUCUUGAUGAGAUUCUUUUUGAACCGAGGCUUUCAAGUUCGAGCAAGCACCUUGGUCAAGGCCACUCAGGACGGAGACAGUACCAGACUGAAAUGGCUAGCGACAUAUUGCCCUGAUCUCAGGGUGCACGGGGUCGAAGCUCUUGCUGAGGCGGUUGCACGCAAGAGCUUCAAGGCAACAAAAAUCCUCUUAGAUGGAGGUGUGGAUCCAAACUCUGCCUUCUGCUGGGUCCAUUCGUUCCUAGGAGAGACAAAAACUAAUAUCUUCGGAGUAGCUGCUAUGGGGUCAACCCUUGCCAUGACGAAGUACCUAGCCCGGCGUGGCGGAAAACCUUUGCUUGAGAAGCCCGGCGGUCACUCCUCAAAGAUCUUAGUAGACCUGCUCUUAGAUGAAUAUGUCUACGACCUGUUUGCCAAGGUCAAGUAUAUCAUCGAAGAACAUCUCGCAGUCUCUGAGCCCUUCUACCCUUCAGAAGAUCUUCUGGAUGCUUGCUUUACUCAUCCUUGGGCAAUAAAGGAGAAGAUGAGAAUAUUCGAGUAUCUUCUCGGGAAAGGGGCGAGGUUGACAACAGGCUAUCCAGUGGCAUCGUGGAUAGCCGCUGGUGGCAGACACGAGCUUGUGCGAAAGAUGUUGGACCUCGGCGCCGACGUGAAUCAAGCUUCCGAGGUUUCCUUCGGGAUAAUUAUGCAUGCCUGGGGAACACGGCUUACACCAUUGCAGGCUGCAGCUGGAAUAGGUGACUACGACCUGGUGUGUUGGUUGUUGGAACGCGGUGCGGAUUUGAACCCUCCAGUACACCCAUACGACGGCACAACGGCUCUGCAGGAGAUUUGUGCUUGGGACCCAGUGCGACCGGAGGAAAGGAAGCGAAAAGAUGAUAUCAUAAGGCUGUUUCUUGGGAAAGGGACAGACGUCAACACCGUAUCCCCCAUGCGAAAGACCGCGUUGCACUGCGCAGCCCGGCUGGGAGAUUUGCCAACAGCAUUCCUACUUCUGAAGCAUGGUGCCAAGCCUAAUGCUCCAUUUCAACAAGACUCGCAUGGAAUUCCUCAGACUGCUUUGGAUGUGGCAGCUAGGUAUGGACGACUUGACAUGGUCGAAUUCCUCCUCAACGCAAAUGCACUGAGUGGGACCGCGUUCUCUUGUGCCCGACUUUACGAAGGAGCGAUAGAGAUGGCUGUAAAAGGGAAGCAUUUUGCAGUCGCUGAUUUGAUCCGCAAGCAUUCAGCUGGUCAGGACAGGGGAUGGGGUUUUGCGCACGAUCACCAGAGCACGACAACGAUGGCUGGGCUUGACAAGACACAACAGCCAGUAACCGGAAGCACCUGGCGAUCUGCUCAAGGUCCCAGUGGUGUGGGGCAUCACAUGACAGAUUCCGCUGUAAACCGGUACGAAAAUGUACAGGUCUGCCUCGCCACUGAUCUAAGAAUGAUCAACAGCAAACCAAGCUCGGAGGUCCGUGAGGAGAGCACGACACUCACAGAGACGACUGGUUCGACCGGCGCCCGUGCGAUAGAAGAGGUCCAAGAUAAAUCGCAACUCGCAGACAGUGGAGGCAAGGUAGCUUUCGGAGACGACGGAGACAACGCUGCGGAUCAGAAUACCUUUCAUUGUGAAGUUUCGUCAUGGGCAGAAUGGGGAGUGCAGCAGCCGGAGGGCCAGGUCUGGGACGGUGAUGACGAGCAGAACGACGUACAGCUUAUUUUAGAGAGCCUGAGUACCGAUGUGUUUAUGGGUUUCUCGGAGUUUUGA
Diaporthe batatas is the source of this 3768-nucleotide messenger RNA. RefSeq lists its product as uncharacterized. Gene Ontology annotation, biological process: regulation of barbed-end actin filament capping. The record is from RefSeq and is a predicted model, not a curated record. Gene Ontology annotation, molecular function: protein binding. The transcript is spliced from 4 exons. NCBI's taxonomy places the organism in Eukaryota, Fungi, Ascomycota, Sordariomycetes, Diaporthales, Diaporthaceae. Bases 1 to 3768 code for a protein of 1255 amino acids. Gene Ontology annotation, cellular component: nucleus; cytoplasm.